AUGUCCCGCGGCAAGCGGAUGUGUCUGGGUCUGUGCUUGAGUGGCUGUGAGGAAGAUGAUGCCAACCGACAAAUGGAAAGAGAUAUUUUUGGAACAAUACCUAAUUUGACGAAGCACAUUGUUGGGGCCCUCAGACACACAGGGAUCUUAGCUACAGCUUGCCAUAAGGGUGGAAUUGUGUUGAUUAGUGGAACUGGGAGCAAUGCUCUGCUGCUUAAUCCAGAUGGCCAAACCUUCCGCUGUGGUGGCUGGGGACAUAUGCUUGGUGAUGAAGGAGGAGCUUACUGGAUUGCUGCCCGAGCUGUUAAAAUUCUGUUCGACGAAGAAGAUAAUUUGAUAGAUCCACCAUAUUGUACUGAAAAACUACGCAACAUUGUUUUCAGCCACUUUGACCUGAAGGAUAGGUUUGGAAUGCUGGAGCAUAUUUACACAACAUUUCAAAAAGCUAAAUUUGCAAGCUUGACUGCCAAGAUCAGUGAGGGAGCAGAAGAAGGAGAUGCCAUGUGUGCUCACAUACUCUAUGAUGCUGGCUACGCUCUGGGUCGUCACAUUUCUGCUCUCUCAAGGAAUAUGCACCCAGAUCUGUUUGCUUCAGAAGAUGGACUUCAGAUAGUCUGUUCAGGAUCUGUUUGGAAAUCUUGGAAGCACAUGCAUGGAGGUUUUGUGGAUGGAGUACAGCCACAUUUAGAAAAAGAUCGAAUCAUCCCCAAGUUCAAACUUCUGAGACUUGCGGUCGGUGCCGUGACAAGUGCUCUAGGUGCCACCUACCUAGGUGCACAGAAAGCAAGUUAUGAUAUGCCUCGUGACUACAGUAAGAAUGUAACUCCAUUCUUCACAUAUGUUCACCCUACAUCACUGACUUCUAGUCUUCCUACCAAAGGUAUUCCUAAGGCUGUCAAUGUGAAUCAUGAAAAUAAAUAUGUUUGCUCAAAUGGCAAAGUUCCUGAUGCUUCUACAAAUGGACAAGCUAAUGGAGCUUCAAAUGGAACUCAUUCAAAUGGACUCAGUACAUGAGAUUCCGACUACAGCAUACAGCAAGCUUCAACUAACUUUCAGUUUUAGAGAACAAAGAGCAAGCUUGAAUGAAAGGAACCUUGGUAUUAAGUGUGAAUGAGCUGUAAGAUAUAGAAAAUUUAAAAUAUUGAAUGGUGUAGUAAUUAGAAAAGAAUUUUCCCUCAUCAUUGUAUGUACUUUCAAAUUGAGGGUUACAGUAUGUUUUAGUUUAAAUGAGUAUUAAAUAGACACUGGAAAAUUGCUGCAAUGAAAACAUAACUUUUCCUGGUCAUAGUAUUAGUCUAACUUUAUAGGUUACACUGAUUUCUCAUAUCAAGAGCAUUGUAGUCUUCCAUACAGAGUUCAUUGGUAUAUUUUUCUAUAAUGUCAAUUUAUAAAAUUAAGCCAACUAAAUUUGGGACUACUGUUCUGUACUGUCUAUUUUAUAGUUCGUAUAAAAUUCUAAACUUGAAUAUUUUUGUACAUAGAGAAUUUAAGCAAUUGCCAAAUGUAGGUAAGACAUUUAAAAUUUAAAGUAUUUUACUAAUGUUGGUUACCACUCAGCUUGAAGUUUCCUGACAAGCUAAUUUUGAUGAGUACUGUUAUAUAGUACAUCCAGCUGGAUUAUAAUAAAGAUUAAUACAGUACACCUUUUGUGACAUUUCCUAUUACUGUGUAUAUAGUAUACAGUAAUGCUUUUCAUGACUGUGCAUAAGAAGGCAAGUAGAAAAUAUACGAGUAUGUUUUAUACAAAAGUUAUAGUGCAGAUUUUUAGAAAUCAGUCAAAUUUUAGAAUUUAACUGGCCAAGAAACAAUGCUAUAAUAAGCAUCAUAUAUAUACAAUGGCUGAUAUGCAGGUACAUGUAAAUGAAAAUAUUAAAUCCACAUCCAUGCUGAGUAAAAAAAAACAAAAUAGAAAAAUUGGAUUCUUAAUCAAAUGUUAAAAAACUUAAUUUUGGGAUUAACCCUUUCAGGGUCCGUCCCGUAGAUCUACGGCUUUACGUUCAGGGUCCAAACCGUAGAUCUACGCCAUGAGCUCAGCUCACUCUGAUAAACUGUGAGUGGUACAUUUGGGCCUAGAUAUGAGAGAAUACAUCUAUGUGGUAUCUGUGCACCACAUAAAACAGAUCCUGCAGCACACUGUGUAUAAUGAGAGAAAAAAAAUGAAAUCAUGAUUUUUCGAUUAAAACAGCAACUUUGCAGUGUUUUUUCGUAUGUUUUUUAUAGUUGUAUUUGCGAUUUCUUGGUCUCAUUUGAUAGAAUGGAAGACAUAUUACAGAAAUAGAGAUGAUUUUGAUUGGUUUUAGCACUGGAAGUGGCUUGAAACUGAGCUCAAAGUAGCGGAAAUGUUAAAUUUUUGCCGAUAUUCAGAGUAAACAAACGACCUCACACGUCUAAUACACGUCAGCUGGUGGGUCUAUAUACAUUCACAAAUAUGGUGAUGAUAUUUAUACAAUUAUUACAGUAUUGCAUAACAGUAAAUCUUCUUUUUUUUGGUGUGAAUAAAAAUUCAUUAUGUGAAUAAAAAAUCAAAAUGGAAUUUAUUUGUAAAGCCUCAAAACAUAACUAAUGAACAGAGGAAAUGUUAGUUUAGUGCCAGGAAUGCCUACAUUGUUCAUUCUGGACCCUAUUUUGAAAUUGGAAUAUUUUGAACUUUGUGUUAAAUUGGACCAAAUUAACAAUUUCCGAUCACUUUAUUUUGUAGUUGAAACAGUUGACUUGGCGAUUUCUUGUGCUCAGUCGAUAGAAUAGAAGUAAUACUAGUGAAAUAGCUAAGAAUUUGGUUGAUUGGAAUAAUGUAAUUGGCCUAAAAUGGGAGUCAAAGUCGGCAAAAUCGCCGAUUCGUAAAUAUCGCUGACACAUCAAAAUUCGCGAGAGCAUAAUUUCGUCAAUUUUCCACCAAAUUUCGUACUUUUUGUUUUAUUACCUUCACAAAAAGAUUCUCUACGAUUUCAUAAGAAAAAAUAACAAAUUUUUUUUUUUAAAUUCUUGGACACUGGUGCGUGACUCCAGAUUUGGGCCUUGGACCCUGAAAGGGUUAAAAAAAUGGCCAGUAUGCCUAGGUUGUAAGCAAAUAGCUGUAUAAUCCUCCGGGUUUAGCGCUUACCCCUUGAUUAUAAUAAUAAUAAUGUAAGCAAAUAAUAUUUCCAUACCAUUUGAAGCAAUAAUUAAUGGAGAACAAUUUGCAUGAUAGAAUAUUUGGAAUAAUACAAAAUAUAAACACUAGAAACCAACAUGCUUGGGACAGACCAUGCCAGUUUCUUGAAAAAUUACAUUUUAUAGGGUAUUUUUCAUUUUUUAAGAAUGCAAAGCCAGCUCAGUCAUGACAAAUCUGGGAAGGAAUGCUUGUGAGAUGCUGAAACUGGAUCAUGAUGCAAAUGUCACCAAUUUGACGGUUUUGUGCUUUUUCUAUACUUAAAACUUGUUUUGAGUACUGAUAUCCCUUGCCUUAUGCUGUAGGUACAUUCCAGGUCCAUGACAACUACCAAGCUCAAUCAGGUAAUCAAUAAUUUUGUGAACAGCAUCAAUUGCAUACUGCAAUGUAUAUUGCAUAUACAGAAUUAAAAUAGUAAUAAAAUCAGUAAUACUAAUGUAAGAGGAAUUUAGAACAAGUUUUACUGCAAUACUGUACUUAAUGUUUAUUACCCAAUAUAUAAUCUGUAGCUUGGCAUGUAUUAUAAUUGAUGGUUAAAAAUUAUUCUUGUUAGAAAACCCUCAUCAAUAUUUCAAAUACACGUACUACUGUACUGUAUAUUGAGAUAUUCUAAAGUGAACAUUCAACUCACAUCUUGUAAAAUUCAUCCACCCAAACAGCAUUAACAAGACUCGUAAUUAGUAGAAACUUGUACAAUAGUGUGUAAACCAUGGCAUGAGUGUUAUGAUUAAAUAAUUAAGUUUUUGUAAGCAAGGAGGCUACUUGAUCAGAUUAUAAGUAUUAGAAAUAUGAAUUGUCUGUGUUCAGUAGACUAACAUUUUUGUUGUAUUUUAUAACAUGUUAAUUCUGAUAAAUCAGAUCUGUUGUAAAAGUAUUUUCAAUAAAUAUUUUUGUCUUAAGACCUUGUAUAUUUUAUGUAGAAAAUUUUAGAAUAAAAUUAAAUACAAAUUG
Cherax quadricarinatus is the source of this 4099-nucleotide messenger RNA. RefSeq names its product N-acetylglucosamine kinase (gene Nagk). Lineage: Eukaryota; Metazoa; Arthropoda; Malacostraca; Decapoda; Parastacidae. The record is from RefSeq and is a predicted model, not a curated record. Gene Ontology annotation, molecular function: N-acetylglucosamine kinase activity.